Molecule: messenger RNA, 788 nt
Organism: Corylus avellana
Lineage: Eukaryota; Viridiplantae; Streptophyta; Magnoliopsida; Fagales; Betulaceae
Source: RefSeq, a predicted model, not a curated record
AAUAGGGAGAGGAUUCCAAGAGAAAUCAUAUUUGAGAUUUCUACCACGAAGGGAGUGCAAUUAGUAGAAAGAUACUUGAUGUCAAUAACUCCUGCCAACAACAAAAGCUCAUAUCCUACUCAAGAUCAAGUCAUACAUAUGUUAAUUGAUAUUUUGGAACAUUUGAAACCUAUUCCAAUCCCAAGGACUAUCAUUAUGUACUUGCAGUUUGAAGACAAGAUCAAGUUACUGCCAAAUGAUUUGUUCGAAUCAUGUUCAUCAGAAGAUUUGACGAUUAAGUCUCAUCCUCCACAUUUUUUUUAUCAUCUAGGCGCAAUACGGUUUGAUAGUCUUGUUGUAACACUACGGGUUUUGAGCUAUUAUGCUCCAGGUCUUUGCAUUCGUCGACUUAAGUUUGGACCCCGUAAAAAUUAUUCAGGAAAGGAUAUAAGGAGCACCAUUAUGGGAUGGCUUCAAUUGCGGACAAUUGACUACUUUCAAAUUAUAGAUAUCCUUAAUGAAGUUAAUUGCAAAUGUUUGGAGGACAUAGAAGUAACAUUAAAGGAGCUUGUGGAAAAAGGAAUACUCGUCGAGAAGAAACCCGAUCUUUACAUGAUACAACGUGAGCAGUUGCCCCAACCAAUUCAUAAUGAUUUCAUUGUCGAAGACUUGAAGGAUGAAUAUAAAAAAGAUGAUGAAAUUAUUCUUUAUAAUUACAAGGUUGUGAAAGGAAUUGAUUUCUAAGGGUCAUACACUCUUUGUGUUACUAAGUUUGGCAAAUGCAAGGAAAAAAAAAAUGUCUGUUCAGA